AUGGCCCAGGGUGCCAUGCGCUUCUGCUCUGAAGGUGACUGUGCCAUCUCCCCGCCACGAUGCCCACGCCGCUGGCUCCCCGAAGGCCCUGUGCCUCAGAGUCCCCCAGCCAGCAUGUAUGGCAGCACGGGCUCCCUGCUACGGCGGGUGGCAGGUCCAGGUCCCCGAGGCCGGGAACUGGGACGUGUGACAGCACCCUCGACACCCCUGCGUGGCCCCCCUUCACCCCGUGUUGCUCCCUCACCCUGGGCACCCUCUUCACCCACUGGGCAGCCUCCACCAGGGGCCCGGAGUUCCGUAGUCAUAUUCCGCUUUGUGGAGAAGGCCAGCGUGAGGCCACUGAAUGGGCUACCUGCUCCCGGAGGCUUGAGUCGGAGCUGGGACCUGGGUGGGGUCGCUCCUCCCAGGCCCACUCCAGCUCUUGGGCCUGGCUCCAACCGCAAGUUGCGGCUGGAGGCCUCCACUUCAGACCCACUCCCAGCCGGAGGAGGUUCAGCUCUGCCUGGCAGCCAGGGCCUUCUACACGGGCCGCCAGCCCCACCUCAGGUCAGGGCAGAUGGUCUUUACUCCUCUCUCCCCAAUGGGCUGGGGGGGCCCUCUGAGCACCUGGCCACACUAUUCCGAGGACCUGCUGACACUGGACUCCUGAACCAGGGAGACACCUGGUCCUCACCCCGGGAAGUCUCCUCUCAUGCCCAGAGAAUCGCUCGAGCCAAAUGGGAAUUCUUCUAUGGCUCCUUGGCACCCCCCAGCUCAGGUGCUAAGCCCCCAGAGCAGGCCCCCCCAUCUCCACCUGGGGUGGGCUCAGGGCAGGGCUCUGGGGUGGCUGUGGGGCGAGCGGCCAAAUACUCCGAGACCGACCUGGACACGGUGCCCCUGAGGUGCUACCGAGAGACCAACAUCGAUGAAGUGCUGGCUGAGCGGGAGGAGGCUGAUUCAGCCAUCGAGAGUCAGCCCAGCUCUGAGGGCCUGCCUGGCACCGUCCGCCCACCUGCCCCACGUCCGGGCCCAUGCCUUGGCCCUCAUGCCAGCCUGAGCAGUGGCGAUGAGGAUGAGGCAGGUGGGGAAGAGGAUGUGGACGAUGAGGUGUUUGAGGCCUCGGAGGGGGCACGGCCAGGCACCCAGAUGCCUCACCUGGGGCCUCUCAAGUCACCUGUGCCCUUCCUCCCUGGGACCAGCCCCUCGGCUGAUGGGCCUGACUCUUUCAGUUGUGUGUUCGAAGCCAUCUUGGAGUCACACCGGGCCAAGGGCACCUCCUACACCAGCCUUGCCUCCCUGGAGGCCCUGGCCUCACCUGGCCCAACCCAGAGCCCCUUCUUCACCUUUGAGCUGCCUCCCCAACCCCCCAUCCCCCGGCCUGAUCCCCCUGUUCCCGCCCCACUUGCCCCUCUUGAACCGGAUUCUGGUACCAGCUCUGCUGCUGAUGGGCCUUGGACACAGAGAGGGGAGGAAGAAGAGGCAGAGGCUGCAGCCAAGCAAGCCCCAGGGAAGGAGCCCCCUAGUCCCUGCCGCUCGGAGGACAGCUUUGGGCUGGGGGUGGCACCCCUGGGAAGCGAACCACCCUUGAGCCAGCUGGUAUCUGACUCAGACUCAGAGCUGGACAGCACAGAGCGGCUGGCCCUGGGGAGCACGGACACCUUGUCUAAUGGGCAGAAGGCAGACCUGGAGGCUGCGCAGCGCCUGGCUAAGAGGCUGUACCGACUGGACGGCUUCAGGAAGGCUGAUGUGGCCCGGCACCUGGGCAAGAACAAUGACUUCAGUAAACUCGUGGCUGGAGAGUACCUCAAGUUCUUUGUCUUCACGGGCAUGACUCUGGACCAAGCUCUCAGGGUGUUUCUGAAGGAGCUGGCCUUAAUGGGUGAGACCCAGGAACGGGAGCGCGUGCUGGCCCACUUCUCCCAGAGAUACUUCCAGUGCAAUCCUGGAGCUCUGUCCUCAGAGGACGGUGCGCACACGCUGACCUGCGCCCUCAUGCUACUGAACACCGAUCUCCACGGCCACAACAUCGGGAAGCGCAUGACCUGCGGAGACUUCAUUGGGAACUUGGAGGGCCUCAACGAAGGCGGCGACUUCCCCAGGGAGCUGCUCAAGGCUUUGUACAGCUCCAUCAAGAAUGAAAAAUUGCAGUGGGCCAUAGACGAGGAGGAGCUGAGACGCUCUCUGUCUGAGUUGGCCGACCCCAACCCCAAGGUCAUCAAGAGGGUCAGCGGGGGCAGUGGCAGCGGCUCCAGCCCUUUCCUGGACCUGACUCCCGAGCCUGGGGCCGCGGUCUACAAGCACGGGGCCCUGGUGCGAAAGGUGCACGCAGACCCCGACUGCAGGAAGACACCUCGGGGCAAACGGGGCUGGAAGAGCUUCCAUGGGAUCCUCAAGGGCAUGAUCCUCUACCUGCAGAAGGAGGAGUACCAGCCUGGGAAGGCCCUAUCAGAGGCAGAGCUUAAGAAUGCCAUCAGCAUCCACCACGCAUUGGCCACACGCGCCAGGGACUACAGCAAGAGGCCCCACGUCUUCUACCUGCGCACAGCUGACUGGCGGGUCUUCCUCUUCCAGGCUUCGAGCCUGGAGCAGAUGCAGUCCUGGAUCACUCGCAUCAAUGUGGUGGCCGCCAUGUUCUCUGCACCCCCCUUCCCAGCUGCUGUUAGUUCCCAGAAGAAGUUCAGCCGCCCUCUGCUGCCCAGCGCUGCCACCCGCCUCUCCCAGGAGGAGCAAGUGCGGACCCAUGAGGCCAAGCUGAAGGCCAUGGCAAGUGAGUUGCAGGAGCACCAGGCGGCCCUACUGGGCAAGAAGGCCCGGGGCAAGGAGGCUGAGGAGCAGCGGCAGAAGGAGGCCUACCUGGAGUUUGAGAAAUCCCGCUAUGGCACAUAUGCAGCACUGCUUCGGGUCAAGCUGAAGGCGGGCAGUGAAGAGCUGGACGUGGUAGAGGCAGCACUGGCCCAAGCUGGCAGCACAGAGGAUGGAGUCCUCCCACCUCACUCCAGUCCCGCCCUGCAGCGCAAUGUCUCCAGCCAGCCCCGGGCUCAAUGUCAUGGCUCAGAGCCUCGGGCAGGGGCAGGCAGUGGGCGUCGGAAGCCCUGA
Messenger RNA from Myotis lucifugus (little brown bat), 3075 nucleotides. RefSeq names its product pleckstrin and Sec7 domain containing (gene PSD). The transcript has 16 exons. Gene Ontology annotation, biological process: regulation of ARF protein signal transduction. The coding region runs from base 1 to 3075 and encodes 1024 amino acids. The record is from RefSeq and is a predicted model, not a curated record. Gene Ontology annotation, molecular function: phospholipid binding; guanyl-nucleotide exchange factor activity; protein binding. NCBI's taxonomy places the organism in Eukaryota, Metazoa, Chordata, Mammalia, Chiroptera, Vespertilionidae.